AUGCAUGGCACGCUCGGUCGCUCCACCUCAGCCCCUUUCCCCCCGGCAGUCCGCUCACCCAACAGUCGCCGCAUGCAAGCCUUCGCCACUGCCCUCACGUCUACCUGCAGCCGGGCAGCAGGGGUGGCUCGGGAUUGGCCCGCGGAGCGUGUGGUCCGGGAGCGAGGAACUCCCCACGCCGGCCCGCCCCCAGUCCCCUCCCCGCGGGCCGCCGGCCCGGCCCCGCGCGCCCCGCCCCCACCCCGGGCGCGAACCGCCUGUGGAAUCGAGGAAUCGCGCGCGAGAGCGCGCCGCGGGCCCGCGAGGGAAAGCCGCCAGGCUUCCCCGGGGAAGGCCUCGGAGCGUGGCGGCGCGGGGGGCGGUGUCAGCGAGGGCUUGGAGCGGGUCCUAAGCAAAAAAAAAAAAAAAAAAAAACUGGGCCACGCACCAAGAGGAAUCCUCGGUGCGAACUCGCUGAUCGGCGGCGUCUGCUGCUUCUGCCGUUGCAGGCGGUGUCACCUCAGGACAGCGCCCGUGUGCCGAGCAAACGCCGCGCGGCCGGCCGGGGUGGUCCGAGGUCACGGCUUAACGCCGGCCGGCGGCCGCACGCGAGCCCACGCGCGGAGCGGAAGGGAGGGCAGCCUCUGGGCUAGGCACGCGGCCUCGUGGUCGCCAGCCCGCGUAUCUCCGGCCGGCGCGACACUAGGCCAGCGCUGGUGGCUCGGAGGUGAAGCCCCGCCGUCUCUGAAGACGGUUAAGGGGGUCUUUACCCUCAAGACUAGGGCUGUCCGCGAGUGAGACUCAAACGCUGAGGUGAAAACAUCCGCGGAAUAUGGAGACCGAACCACACACAGGCCGACCGUAAGGAAACGUCUCGAACACUGAGUGCCCAAAAGACCAACGGUCUGUGCCCCACAGCCUUACCUGCCCCAGCCCCUGCCCAGGCUCGCCAGUCGCUCAGAUCAAUGGAUCGCAGGCCCUGCUGUCGCUCUCUGGGGCAUUCGCACUCGCAGUAACUUUAUCAAGUCUCACGGCAGCUUCUGCGCUAAUUUCCUGGUUCUAACCUAUGGUCUUCAAGGUCCUGUUUUUCAAAUCUGACUGGCUAGCCUCAGGAAAAAACGAAAAGGCUGGAGCCUCUCCCCUCCACCUGCAUGCACAUUGUAUUCUUCCUCCGGUUCCCGGCAGUUCAGCACUCGAGUCACGACCACUGCGUAUUAGUUGCAACAGUCGUGGUGUCUAGAAAGUUCCAAAAAAGCGAGUUAACACCUAUGGGUUCAAAUGGCACAGUGACCACUUCAGACAAGUAAGCAAUGGCUUUCCGAAGCUUCUCACAGUUUCCACAUCUACAAGUUGACUCUGGCCAAAGCUUACGAGGAUUCUAAAGUAACAAAAACCUAGUUUAGAACCAGGCAGGUAACUGGACUCUUUUAUGCGUUGACAUGACUCCCUUACUUAAAAAUAUAUACAUACCUCAUUAUUAGUCUUUUUUUUUUUAAGUUUCUAAAACACGUUCAUUUUACAAUCCGGAAAAAAAUUAACUGCCCGUGUGUCCUAAAUGUUGCACAAAUUGUACAUUGUUUCCAUUUGGUCGGAAUGGUCGAAUGCAUUCUCUUUUACAGUUGGGUUUUGACCACCCAAGUAACUUUAUAGUCGUCUUGCCACAAGGUGAUUUCCAAACCCAUUCUGUUCAUUAUAACCUGCUCACUAGAGGUGUCUGCUUUCUCCACAUCGUUAUGAUUUUAAACAGCUCUGCGUAAAUUUCAUGUCAUGUCUGUCAGACCCAGGCAAUUAUUAAAGAACAAAGGGUUGCAUGUGUGGAUGCCACAGAGGCCAAACGCAUAGGAUUCCCUGGAACUGGAGUCAUUAAAGGUUAUGAACCACCUGUCAUGGAGCCCGGGAAAUAAAGUGUGGUGGUUUGAAGAGCACUUAAAGCCAUCCAAGCAUCUCCCCACUUCCACACCCACUCCCCCCCCCUUUUUUUUUGAGAGUCUCUGUGUAACCCAGACUGUAUCGAGUUCCUACUUUUCUUUGACCACAUUUUAAUUAUUUAUGUGUGGAUGUGAAUGAAUUGGAGAGCAAUCUUCAAAAGUCCGUUCCUUCCCUCCAACACGUGAGUCCUGUGGAGAGAGAACUGAACUCGGAUAAAAUUUGAUGGCAAGCACUUUUAUCCCCUAAACCAUCUCAGAGGCUCCUUGAUAAAGCUUUUGAGCUUAACAUUUUAGUUCUA
Messenger RNA from Rattus norvegicus (Norway rat), 2206 nucleotides. The record is from RefSeq and is a predicted model, not a curated record. Lineage: Eukaryota; Metazoa; Chordata; Mammalia; Rodentia; Muridae.